Molecule: messenger RNA, 2907 nt
Organism: Trifolium pratense (red clover)
Lineage: Eukaryota; Viridiplantae; Streptophyta; Magnoliopsida; Fabales; Fabaceae
Product: glycerophosphodiester phosphodiesterase GDPDL6-like
Exons: 9
Coding region: 284-2491 (735 amino acids)
Biological process (GO): lipid metabolic process
Molecular function (GO): glycerophosphodiester phosphodiesterase activity
Source: RefSeq, a predicted model, not a curated record
AUAUCAUCUUUCAUAUAUUUAUGUUUCUUUUCAUUGCUUUUAAGGGAAUUUUGUAAAUAAUGAGAUCAUUCCAAUAUCUAUUAUAUGCACAUGAAGAACAAUUCAAUAAAUAAAGAGGUUAACAAAAUUUACUGCAAAAUGAACGUUAAAAGGUUUUCUUGUGUUACAAACAAUGAAAGAUAUCCUAGUGAAGGUCAUGUUUACAAUUAAUGUUUUCGCUAUAGUAAUUCUAAUUCUAUGUUUUCAUUGACAUUGAUUUUGAAACUGACAGGAAAAUAAAAAAAUGAUCAGAAGCUUGUUUCUGUUUUCAUUGCUGCUUCAUUCGACAUUGGCCCUCCCUGUCAAGAAAUGGUCAACAUUAAGCGGAAAUGAACCACUUGUAAUAGCCCGUGGUGGUUUUUCGGGACUCUUCCCAGAAGGUUCUCCGGAUGCAAUUGGAAUGUCACAAGACAUAAGCAUUUUCUUGUGCAAUCUUCAGCUAUCAAAAGAUGGUGGUGCCUUUUGUGUCACUGGUGUUACCAUUGACAAUGCGACAACAAUAGCAACGUUUGAUCCUCAGCAGAAAGUUUACAAUAUCGAUGGGAGGGAUGUGCACGGACACUUUGCCACAGAUUACAUGGGUGCUCAGAUUGAUCAGAAUAUAUCAUUGGUUCAGGCAAUAUUUUCUCGGCCCAGUUUUUACGAUGGUGCUUACCCAGUUGUUAAUGUUGAUAGUCUCCUAAGCAGCAAAACACCACCAAGGUUUUGGUUGAACGUUCAGAAUGCAGCAUUCUACACCCAGUACGGAAUAAAAGCAGUAGACAAUAUUCUAGAGAUUUUGAAAGCUUAUCCAGCAAUAGAGUUUGUUUCAUCUCCAGAUAUUGGUUUCUUGAGGAGUAUUGCUGGGAAAACAAACAAGGCAAAAGUCGUCUUUCAACUUCUUAACCCUAUGGAUGUCGAAGCAACAACCAAACAGCCAUACGGCAAUAUAAUAAAGGAUCUUCCAACAAUCAAAUCAUUUGCAUCAGGCAUCAUGGCCCCAAAAGAAUUCAUAUAUCCAGUUAAACCGGACAAAUAUCUAGGACCUCCCACAUCACUUGUAGCUGAUGCCCAUAAAUUAGGACUCGACGUAUAUGCUUCUGGUUUUGCCAAUGAUUUGUUUUCAAGUUACAAUUAUAACUAUGAUCCUACUGCUGAGUACCUUCAAUAUUUAGACAGUGUAGAUAGUGUUGAUGGUGUUGUCACCGACUUCCCAGCUACAGCAUCUAAUGCCAUUGGGUGUUUUGCACACAACAACACUUUGCCCAAAAAAGGACCAACUUUAAUCAUAAGCAACAAUGGAGCAAGCGGUGUUUACCCAGGCAACACUGAUCUUGCAUAUCAGCAAGCUAUAACUGAUGGCGCUGACAUCAUAGAUUGCCCAGUUCAAAUGACAAAAGAUGGAAUUGCCUUCUGCGCAAAUUCUGCAGACCUAAUAACAGAAAGCACAGCUAUGACUAAAUUCAUGUCUCGUUCUUCCACUGUCCCAGAACUUCAACCAAAAAAUGGAAUUUUCUCCUUUGAUCUUACAUGGGCUGAGAUUCAAACAUUAAAACCUCAAAUGAUGAACCCUCAAGGCAAUGACUUUCAAAGAAACCCGGCAGAGAAGAACAGUGGUAAAUUUGUUACCCUUCCUGAAUUUUUGGAAUUGGCCAAGACAAAGGCAGUUACUGGCAUUUUGAUACACAUACCGAAUGCUCCUUACCUUGCAUCAAAGAAGGGUCUUGACAUUGUAGGUGCUGUCACCACUGCUUUGAGCAAUGCUACCUUUGAUAAGCAAUCCACACAACAAGUCUUCAUCCAAUCAGACGACACCUCGGUCCUAGCCAAGUUUAAAGAUAUCCCAUCUUACAAAAGGGUGUUGUACAUUGAAGAUAAAAUAGACGAUAUACCAGUAGAAACAGUGGAAGAAAUUAAGAAGCACGCAGAAGGACUGAAUCUUCCCAAAACCUCCAUUGUUAAAACAUCUGAUUCCUGGUUGGUAGCAUUAACAAAUGUUGUUAAAGAGUUGAAAGGUGCAAACCUAACAGUAUUCGCCCGUUCUCUCAAAAACGAAUACAUUUCGUUGGCUUUCGAUUAUUGGUCAGAUCCUAAUGUUGAGAUUGCUACUUACAUUAACACUGCCGCAGUUGAUGGCAUCAUUACCGAUUUUCCAGCCACUGCAAGCAGAUUUAUGAGAAGCCCUUGUAGCGAUCCAAAUAACCAAGCUGCCAUCUUAGCAGCUGAACCUGGUGAACUAUUGAAAACUAUUCCACCUGAUGUGAGACCAGCAGCACAACCUCCUGCACCUCUACAGGUUGCAAACGUUGUUGAUCCUCCUCUUCCUCCGGUUAUUGACGUGGCUAAACCCGAGACUCCAGCUGCACCUACUCCUCCUUCACCCUCAUCAGGUGAAAGGGCAUAUGGUUUCAACUCUGUUAACUCCCUAUUGUCAGUUUUGGUGGUAGCAAUGCUUUAUGCUGGUCAUCAUUGAUCUUAUUAAUUUGGCACUAUUACCAUUUUGGAUCGUCAAUUUACAUUUUGGGUAUUUGAUUGUAUCUCGAUUUGUACCAUAGAAUUCAUAUGGCACUAGUUCUCCAAACACAGUAAUUGGGACUAAAAACACAUUUGUGUUUGGAUUGUGUAAAAUUGUGAAAUAUUCAGCAACAUCAAUUGAUAUAUAAACAAAUCCAAGCUAAAUUUUACAGGUUGAGCAAGAAUUUCCAUUCUAUCCAAUUCAAUAUAUAACAUCAGAAAAUUUACAUUUACAUGACAAAUAUGAAACUUACAAUCAGAUUCAAGCGAACCACUAAAAAUAUGUAAUUAAUAUACACACAUAUCAGGCUACAACAAUUUUUCAUCAGCUUAAUCUUUCUUGAUAAACUAAUACAAAAAAAGAAAAAAAAGAAA